This is a messenger RNA of Synchiropus splendidus (mandarinfish), 943 nucleotides long. RefSeq names its product DnaJ (Hsp40) homolog, subfamily C, member 9 (gene dnajc9). The record is from RefSeq and is a predicted model, not a curated record. Gene Ontology annotation, molecular function: heat shock protein binding. NCBI's taxonomy places the organism in Eukaryota, Metazoa, Chordata, Actinopteri, Syngnathiformes, Callionymidae. The transcript is spliced from 6 exons. Gene Ontology annotation, cellular component: cytoplasm; nucleus. The coding region runs from base 54 to 821 and encodes 255 amino acids.
UCAAAACAAUCCAGUCCAUCAUAUCAAUUUCGUCGGGAACUCGCUGCUCCAGAAUGGGUCUGCUUGAGAGGUGCCAGGAGCUCUUUAAGACCUCGAGCCUGUACGAGGUUUUGAACAUCAGCAAAGAGGCAGCCGAGGCUGAAAUCCGGAGAAGCUACUACAAAGUGUCGCUGAAGGUGCAUCCGGACCGAGCUCCAGACGACCCGCUUGCUACGGAGAAGUUCCAGGUUUUGGGUAAAGUCUAUGCAGUGCUGAGUGACAAGGAGCAGAAGGCAAUCUAUGAUGAACAAGGAGUGGUAGAUGAAGAGUCUGACGGCCUCAGCCAGGACCGCAACUGGACAGAGUACUGGAGGCUGCUCUUUCCUAAAAUUACUGUUCAGGACAUUAUUGACUUUGAGGAGAAAUAUAAGGGCUCCGAGGAGGAGCAGCAAGAUGUCCUAAACAUCUACACUCAGCACGAGGGUGACAUGGAUGCCAUUGCAGAAUCAGUAAUGUGCUACACCCAAGAGGAUGAACCCAGGAUCCGCAGCAUCAUCCAGGCAGCCAUUGACAGCGGAGAAGUUGAAGCGUUCCCAGCGUUCACGCAGGAGGCUGACAAGAAGAAGAGGACUAGGAGAAAACGGGCUGACCGAGAGCGAAAGGAAGCUGAGCAAAUGCAGAAAGAGUUGGGCCUCGGCGAUAAGGAAGACAGUCUCAUGAUGAUGAUCCAGCAAAAACAGUCGUCCAGAGAGCAGAACUUCAACAGUUUCUUAUCUGACUUGGAAGCCAAAUACUCCAAAAAGAGUGCACCAUCCAAAAAAACAAAAAAAGGCAAGAAGUGAAAUCAAGGUUGUAACCCAUGUUUUAAUAGCAAAGUGUUUCCGUUUUUUUAAUGCCUUCAUGUGAGGUUAAUAUUUUAGUUGAUCAGUACAAAUAAAUGUGUGUGUAUAUAUAUACAUAAUUG